AUGAAAAUAACUAAACAUCUACAAAACACUGGAGCAGUUCCCACAAAUCCUGGUACACAAGCAAAUAUACCUGAAAAUAAAAUUGAAAUUGUUGAAGCAGCGUCAUCAGACGACGGAGAACAAACAAAUAACCCUGGAACAAGUUAUGUUAUAAGUGGAGACGAAUUUUCCGACUUUGGGAGUGAUGAUUCUAUCACAGAUAAAGACUAUUAUCCAUCUUCAUCAAAUUCUGAUGAAAAUCCACAUAAUCUGUUUGAUGAUACAAUCGAAGGUAUAUAUUUCUAA
Messenger RNA from Acanthoscelides obtectus, 285 nucleotides. NCBI's taxonomy places the organism in Eukaryota, Metazoa, Arthropoda, Insecta, Coleoptera, Chrysomelidae. The record is from the annotation of a GenBank genome assembly.